GCCUCAUGAAACACUCUCAGCAAUGAGUUUUUCAGAGACAGAACCGUCAUGGCCUGAUCUUGGUAUUAUUCCAGUGGACUUUUAUGAAGAUCUAGAUCUAGAACUUGUUUUAGACAAAUCAGAUCACAUGUGGCUCUUCUUUCUUAAUCGAGUAGACUCAGUUCGCGUAUUACAUGUCAAUGACAACUAUAUUGGCAAAUUGCUUUUGGAAUGUGAUGAUAUAGGGUGUGUGUUGAAAGAGUCAUAUGCGGAGGUGAAGAAAUUCGGAUAUCGCUGGGUAUAUAAAGAGGAUAUAGAAGGGCCAUCAAAACAGUUGUCUAGGAAGCGCAAAUUUGGGGAAAUUGAAGAAAAUGCGAGCAGAAGGGAGAAAAGAUGCUUGGGUAGCCUUCUUUGUUAUGGGAGCCCUCUUCUGUAGCUGUCUUUGUUGGUUAAGAAUAUUUCUCGUUUUCAGUC
Glycine soja is the source of this 453-nucleotide messenger RNA. RefSeq lists its product as uncharacterized. The transcript has a single exon. Lineage: Eukaryota; Viridiplantae; Streptophyta; Magnoliopsida; Fabales; Fabaceae. Bases 23 to 415 code for a protein of 130 amino acids. The record is from RefSeq and is a predicted model, not a curated record.